AUGAAAGACACGGCGAGUAAGAAGUACGAAAAACUUUUCGAAGAUAAUGAACUCGAUGCUGCCGCCGCAGCUACCAAGAAAGAACCUAAUGACAAUGCACGCAUGAAAGAGGAUAAAGAUCAAACCUCAGAAAUGUGGUUAACAACAGCUGAAGCAGCUAGUCUUAGUGCUAAAGAAGUUGCUGCUAGGUUGCAUGUUGAUAUAAGAACGGGUCUUUGGUGGCGGGAAGCAGACCAUCGAAGACAAUUAGUUGGAUUCAAUGAGUUUAGUGUUAAGGAAGAAGAGCCAACAUGGAAAAAAUAUCUUGAACAAUUUAAAAAUCCUCUAAUUCUGUUACUUCUUUGUUCUGCCUUUGUUAGUGUAUGUAUGAAACAAUUUGACGAUGCUGUCAGUAUUACAGUGGCUAUCAUAAUAGUAGUGACCGUUGCAUUUGUACAAGAAUACCGUUCUGAAAAAUCCUUAGAAGAAUUAAAUAAACUGGUGCCACCAACUUGUCAUUGCUUACGAGAAGGCCACAUGGAGACAUUUCUUGCUCGUAAUUUAGUUCCUGGUGAUAUAGUUUAUUUAAAUAUUGGUGAUAGAGUACCUGCAGAUAUCAGAAUAUUUGAAGCAAUAGCUUUAGCAAUUGAUGAAAGCAGUUUUACUGGGGAAACUGAACCAGCAGAAAAAUCAACAGCUCCAUUACUUAAAGCUAAUGGAUUAACAACGAAAAGGAAUAUUGCAUUUAUGGGCACACUAGUGCGUUGUGGUAAUGGCAAAGGUAUAGUUGUGAAUACUGGAGAAAAAAGUGAAUUUGGAGAAGUUUUCUCAAUGAUGCAAGCUGAAGAAGCACCAAAGACACCUCUUCAAAGAAGCAUGGAUAUUUUGGGCACUCAAUUAUCUUUUUAUUCAUUCUGCAUUAUUGGUAUUAUUAUACUUAUAGGUUGGAUCCAAGGCAAACCUAUACUAGAAAUGUUUACCAUCAGUGUAAGUUUAGCAGUGGCAGCUAUACCAGAAGGUUUACCUAUUGUUGUAACUGUAACUUUAGCAUUGGGUGUUAUGAGGAUGGUUAAAAGGAAAGCCAUUGUAAAGAAAUUACCAACGGUGGAAACACUUGGUUGUGUAAAUGUAAUAUGCUCAGAUAAAACUGGUACUAUUACGAAGAAUGAAAUGACUGCGACGAUUCUGGUAACAUCAGAAGGAUAUAUAGCUGAUAUUACUGGAACUGGUUACAAUGCUAAAGGAGAAGUAUUGAUUCGAAAAUGUGAUAAUAUGGAACUUGCACGCGCUGCUAUUAGUAAUAUGUUGGAAGUAGGAUGUGUUUGUAAUAAUGCUAUAAUACAGAAUGACGCUUUACUUGGUCAGCCAACAGAAGGUGCAUUAAUAGCAUUGGCAAUGAAAUUCGGAAUGUAUGGAGUUGCUGAUAAAUAUUUGCGAAUACAAGAAUAUCCGUUCUCAUCUGAGCAAAAAUUGAUGGCUGUAGAAUGUACACUGAAAUAUGAAGAGAAUAGGCAAGAAAUAUAUUUUGUAAAAGGUGCUCUGGAAAAGAUUUUACCACUUUGUACUAAAUAUUCUGUUAAUGGUCAAAUGUGUACCCUUAAUCAAAAAAAAGAUGAAGAAUUUUUAACAGAAGCUUACAAUAUUGGACAACAAGGACUAAGAGUAAUUGGAUUGGCACGGGCUACAUCAUUAGAAGAUCUAAUGUAUGUUGGUCUUGUGGGGAUAUGCGAUCCUCCACGCCCACACGUACGUGAGUCUAUAACAACUCUCAUAAAUAGCGGCGUUAAAGUAAAAAUGGUUACAGGUGAUGCUAAAGAAACUGCAUCUGCAAUAGCAAGUAUGAUUGGGUUAGACGUACUUCAUUCACGGUUAAUUUCUGGAGAUGAAAUUGACUUAAUGUCUGAACAUCAAUUAGAACAAUGUAUCAAUAACGUUAGUGUAUUUUAUCGAGUCACGCCUAGGCAUAAAUUAUGUAUUGUAAAAGCUUUACAAAGGGAAGGAAACAUAGUAGGUAUGACAGGUGAUGGUGUAAAUGAUGGAGUUGCUUUGAAAAAAGCAGAUAUAGGCAUAGCAAUGGGUAAAAAUGGUACUGACGUUUGUAAAGAAGCAGCGGACAUGAUAUUAGUGGAUGAUGAUUUUGAAACUAUCAUUGCUGCAAUUGAGGAAGGAAAGGGAAUUUUUCAUAAUAUACGGAAUUUUGUAAGAUUUCAAUUAAGUACUAGUAUAGCUGCCCUGUCUUUAAUUGCACUUGCUACAUUGAUGGGUAUACCAAAUCCUUUGAAUGCAAUGCAAAUUCUUUGGAUUAAUAUUAUUAUGGAUGGACCACCCGCUCAGAGUCUUGGUGUCGAACCAGUUGAUAAGGAUGUCUUAAAGCAAAAACCACGUAACACGAAAGAACCAAUGAUUACAAGAUAUCUUAUUAUCAAUGUACUUUUGUCAGCUAUUAUUAUUAUACUCGGUACUUUAUGGGUUUACAACAGAGAGAUGACAUAUGAUGGUACCACUGCAAGAGAUACAACCAUGACAUUUACAUGUUUCGUUUUCUUUGAUAUGUUUAAUGCUCUAAGCUGUAGAUCACAGAUCAAAUCAAUAUUUACUAUUGGUUUAUGGAGUAACAAAAUGUUCCUGGUAGCCGUAACAUUAUCAGUUAUAGGACAGAUGUUAGUGAUCUACUUUCCACCAUUACAACGAGUUUUCCAAACCGAAGCUCUUUCGCUAAAAGAUAUCUUGUUUCUUGUCGCACUUACAUCCAGCGUUUUCGUAAUUAGCGAGAUAAAGAAAUUCAUAGAAAGGCAAUUGUACAGGCGACGAGCAGGUACACAAUAUUACAAUAAAUCUGAGAUGGAUUUUGUAUGACAGUUACAGUCUGCCGAAGAUAAGGCGGACAAGGAUCAUGUGGAAUAAAAUGCCCAAUACACAUCGUACGGGUAGUAGUCACUCGUUUAUCAACAUUAUCUCGCUAUACACUCGACUAUGCUUGCACAUUUGUAAACUUGUAUGUGCACUUGUCACGAAACGAACUUUCUGCGUUUAAUCAAACGCAUUCAACUAAAAUUUACAAUAACUACAUUUUUUAACCUUUACAAAUUUUUCUGACUUUCUGAUGUAUGAUAUUCGAUUUUUAGGCGUUAGAAUCUAACCGUUUCACUUCUCGUCUUCACAUUGAUUAUAUUGAACACGUCGUAGACUUUAGAAACGCUAUGCACAUUCCAUAAAUUUUUGGUAGACGAGUAAUCUUAAUGAUACUACUCACAAUCGUAAUGUAGCAAUCUUCGUAUCGAUUAAUCAUAAUAUUUUAAUGUCUGAUACAUUUUUUCAUUCAUCUAACAAAUGCAGCAAUUUAUCUCUUGAGAUAAAUACAUUAACCUGUUUCUACUUCCGUGAAAUGUUUGAGUCGCAAUCAUUAUAGACCGUAUUAUCGAAUAACAAAAAUCAUAAUCCUUGGUGAAAAAUAUGCGAAA
Eufriesea mexicana is the source of this 3440-nucleotide messenger RNA. RefSeq names its product secretory pathway calcium atpase (gene SPoCk). Gene Ontology annotation, cellular component: membrane. The coding region runs from base 1 to 2835 and encodes 944 amino acids. The record is from RefSeq and is a predicted model, not a curated record. Gene Ontology annotation, molecular function: ATP binding; ATP hydrolysis activity; P-type calcium transporter activity. The transcript has 15 exons. Lineage: Eukaryota; Metazoa; Arthropoda; Insecta; Hymenoptera; Apidae. Gene Ontology annotation, biological process: calcium ion transport.